AUGAUUGUUGCUUGGAAAUUUUACUUAAGUAUUAAGCUACUCGAGUCUCGAGGCAGUGAUUUUUAAUUUUAAAUAGCUCUUAUUGUGCGGCUCAAAACUUUGUAUUAAAAUAAAAUGACGAGACAUGCUAGAAAUUGCACAGCUGGUGCAGUAUAUACAUAUCACGAAAAAAAGAAAGAUGCUGCAGCUUCGGGAUAUGGUACGCAGAGUGAACGAGUUGGAAAGGAUUCGGUAAAGAGCUUUGAUUGCUGUAGUCUCACAUUGCAGCCUUGUAGAAAUCCAGUCAUUACAAAAGACGGAUUUUUAUUUGACAAAGAAGCUAUCCUGGAAUAUAUAAUAACAAAGAAAACUGAAUACACACGCAAGUUAAAGAACUAUGAGAAGCAAUUAAAAAAGGAAGAUGAAGAAAAAAAGGAACUGGCAGAAGCCGAAAGAGAAACAAAUUUAAUAAAAUUUAUGAAUAGAGAAAAGAACAUUACAAACGGAGCAAAAUCUGAUGCAUCUCAUCAAUCAAGCUCUAUUUCAAACCUUGCUAAUGGUAAACAUAAACAGUUGCCUAGUUUUUGGAUACCCUCACAAUUACCAGAUGCUAAAAUUUCUAAAUUACAAAAACCAGAUCCUACAGUGUAUUGUCCUCUAAGUAGUAAACCUUUAAAAAUGAAGGAUCUUAUUGAAGUUAAGUGGACCUUAGUAAAGGAUCCAGACGACAAAAAAUCUUUGAUAGCAAAAGAGAACAGGUAUAUGUGUCCAAUCACUCAUGAUAUACUCAGUAAUGCUGUGCCAUGUGCUGUAAUCAGAACUACAGGUCAUGUUGUUACCAUGGAGUGUGUUGAGAAAAUUAUAAAGAAAGAUUGGCUUCACCCACUCACAGGUGAAAAAUUGAAGGAAAAAGAUAUUAUUCCAAUGCAAAGAGGCGGUACAGGCUAUGCACUCACCAAUGAUAAUCUUGAGGCAAAGAAUGCAAGGCCUGUAUUACAGGCUUAAAGUUCUAUGAUGCAAAUAAAUUUUGUAUUGUCUACUGUCUUCAAAAACUUACAUUCUAUUAAUAUUAAAGAUUUUUGAUGUUAGUAAGAAAAAUAGUUUGUUUUUAACAAAGUUGCAUACUCUAGUAUAUUUUUAAAACAGCAUGUAUAAAGAUAAUCUAAAUUGCAACUAUUGAUUCACAUAGAAAGUUAAUAUGUGUGUAAUACUUUUAAUAUAAAUCCUGUUUUUGUUAA
Messenger RNA from Pieris napi, 1217 nucleotides. RefSeq names its product nitric oxide synthase-interacting protein homolog. Gene Ontology annotation, molecular function: ubiquitin protein ligase activity. Lineage: Eukaryota; Metazoa; Arthropoda; Insecta; Lepidoptera; Pieridae. Gene Ontology annotation, cellular component: nucleus. The record is from RefSeq and is a predicted model, not a curated record. Gene Ontology annotation, biological process: protein ubiquitination. The transcript is spliced from 2 exons. Bases 115 to 984 code for a protein of 289 amino acids.